Messenger RNA from Seminavis robusta, 642 nucleotides. NCBI's taxonomy places the organism in Eukaryota, Bacillariophyta, Bacillariophyceae, Naviculales, Naviculaceae. The record is from the annotation of a GenBank genome assembly.
AUGUAUUCUCUGCUUUCUUCAUUCUUGCUCGAGGCAUUGCCACUGGAAAGUAUUGUCAUCGUCCAAGACAAUGCAAGGUCACACUCUCAAAUUGCAGCUGAAUAUCUGCCUCAGGCAAGGUUCUCACCACAGACAUCCACAUCUCGCUGGGAGAGCCUCUCCAAACCAUGUUAUGAUGACACUUCACCCCCCAGUGAAAAGAGAAUGCACCCUCCACAUUUCCCCAGACGUCAAGCAAGUGCGGAUGAUGACAUGAGGUCCAUUUUGGCAGAUGUGAUGGAGCCCACUACAUUGGCAGAUCAAAAAUCAAAUGCGAUGGACCCAGGGGUUGCUAAAACCUCAUACCCCCCACGUUUCCCAAGACGUAAAUCAAGUACGGAUGAUGACUUGAGGUCUAUCUUGGCAAAGAUUAUGGAACCCAUAACAUUGGCAGAUCCAAAACCAAGUUCAAUGGACCCAGAGGUUGCUGGUCUGGCAUGCUCCCCACGUUUCCCAAGACGUCAAGCAAGUGCGGAUGAUGACAUGAAGUCCAUUUUGGCAAAAAUGGAGCCCAAUACGUUGGCAGAUCCAUCGAUGGACUCAGAGGUUUCUGCAUACAAGCAGCAGGGAACUUCGAUGGACGAAGAUGCUUGCUGUUUGUGA